CUGAACGCAGGAAACUUGUUUUCACUAUUUCAAUCAGCCUCUCUGUGAAGCUUUCUUUCAAAGCUUUAUUAUAUAUAUUUAUAUAUAUAUAUAUAUAUAUAUCCGUGGACUGUUUUUGACGACGAUGAAAUUAAAAGUAUUGAUAGCAUUAGCAAGCCUGGUGAUGAGUUUUGGGAGAAUAAAGACGCAUAGAAGCGAACAGGCAUCAUUAGUCUUUACUGGUGACGUGAGCUUUGGUGGUGCGAUACGAUACUUCGCCGAAAAGGGCUUCUAUGAUUAUAAAGAGACACUGACAAAGGUUGCCACUUAUCUUCAGCAAGCUGACAUAGCCAUCGGUAACUAUGAGUCGCCUUUUAUACAGCGUAAGGAUGAAGUAAAGGAAAAUCGCUGGAAGACAGAUGAUGCGGUUACACUGAGGUCAACACUAAAAAGUGCGCCGGCACUUAGGUUUGCCGGUUACGAUAUACUAUCUAUAGCUAAUAAUCAUUUAAAUGAUUUCAAAGAAAUAUCAGUAAACACGACAGUGAGGACGAUUAAAAGUCUUGGCAUUGUCCCACUGGGAUACAGCUACGGACGUUAUGACGCACCACAGGUACCAGUCACCAAGGUAAUCCGCGGUGUGAAGAUCGCGUUUCUCGCUUAUUGUGUUAACACUACUCUGUGUUGGUCCAGAAUGGAAUUCUCAUCAGGUCCCGCUUACUACACCAAAGAUGCAGCCACGCGCGAUGUAUACGAGCUAAAAAAGUCAAAAUCUCCAGACAUUAUUGUCAUCUUUCUUCACUGGGGCCUAGAGUACAUCCCCUUACCUUCAGCAAACCAAAGACAAAUAGCCAAAGCAUUUGCAUCACUUAACGUAUCCAUGGUGAUAGGGUCGCAUUCGCACAGAAUCGAAAAACACUGCUUUCAUGGCAACACGCUGAUCUCAUAUGGCCUUGGAAAUUUUGUCUUUCCUCCUUAUCCUGGAAAUGGCAACGACGAGAUAUUCAACUGGGCAUUAGCCCCAAAGCAUGCCAGAAGGCUACGUAAUGAAAGCCGUGUUACAGAAAAGGACUAUGAAAAAAAAUUCAAAACAAUGAACAAUCCGACAUCAAAAUCAAUGAUCCUGCGAGUGAACGUCAACAAGCAUGGCAUUGUUAACGCCGAGUACCUACCGGUUAAUAUCCAAUUCCUGAAGGAUAAAAAACUUCUUCAGCCAACUCCGGCGACAAAUGAAUGGGUCAGUGUAUGCGGUAAAGGGGACCUUCACUGCAUGGAUAAGGGGCAGACGUGCAUAUAGAUGGAUGGAUGGAUGGAUAGAUAGACUUUUAUUUGGGGUAACACUUAAUAUCUAAACAGAUAACAAAAAUAAAUAAAGUGAUAUUUAGGUGAACUGGGAAAAAUAUAUUAGAAAAUUAAAUGAUCAAGGGCUUUCUUUUUUGCAGGAUAAACUCAUUAAAUUGAAUUUUACAAAGAA
Molecule: messenger RNA, 1453 nt
Organism: Nematostella vectensis (starlet sea anemone)
Lineage: Eukaryota; Metazoa; Cnidaria; Anthozoa; Actiniaria; Edwardsiidae
Product: capsule biosynthesis protein CapA
Exons: 7
Coding region: 125-1276 (383 amino acids)
Source: RefSeq, a predicted model, not a curated record